GCUUUGUCAAAAUUUAAGUUGUCUCGUUUUCUUGAACUCAACCAUUUUAUAAAUUUCAUUUAAAAAAACCAAAAUAAAAAGUAAAUAAAUAAAAGAAUUUCAAAGUAAAUUUCUUAUUCUUACUCUCCUCAUAAAUAAAAACAAAAAAAAAAUGAAUGAAAUAAUCGAAGUUCCCUUCGAAAUGCUUGCAUCCAAUAAUCCAUUUCAAGUACCAAUAAAAGAUAUAAAUACAACCGAAGACGAACCCGAAUGGACCACAACCACAACCUUCUAUUUCCUCGAUGAAGUUCUAAAAAAGAAAAAAGAACUGCACGAUCCAAAACAUCGUUGUACCAAAUAUUACGGUGAAAUUCGUGAUAUAUUACUCGACAAAUGGUCUCUUCAUUUUACUAUAAGAGAUUUGGAAAAAAAAUUCCAUUGUUUAAAGAGAAACUUUGAUAUUUUAUGCGUCAAUAGAGACCGAAAUGGUGGCGCUCCAAAGCGACCAGUCAAUUGGCCAUUCUUUGACAAAAUGAUGGAAAUCUUUGCCGAAGAAUUGGAUAUUGAAGAUUGCCCAACAAUGGCAUCUCUUUAUCCAGAAUUGCCACUUCCCCGAACAGCGUUGCCACAAAAGAAAGAUGAUUCUUUAGGUGAUUGUUUUACAGAAGACGAUCAAGAGACGGCAAAUGGGGAAGUGGAAAAAACGAAACAAUCAAUGUGGACCCACAAAGCGGUUGUUGACUUUUUGGAAGAAUGUAUCGAAAGAAAGGACGCUUUGUGGGAUCCCAAUAUUGUUCGAAAUGAAGUUUUCACUGAGAUUAGUGAAAAACUAAAAAAAAUGGGGUAUACAUUUACCCCAGAUUCGCUUGAUUGCAAACUUAAAAACUUGAAAUACAGUUAUAAAAUGCGAACUAGCAAAUCGACGGGCAAAAGGAAACAUUAUCCUUGGCCUUAUUUUGAACAAUUGCAUUCCCUUUAUAAUGGAUAUGUUAAUAAAAAACCAAGUUCAAAUUCGGGGGUAAAAAGAAGACGAUCGAGAAGAUCGAGAAUAGGGAAUAAUCCUGGGGAAGAUAAGAAAAUCAAGAAAGAAGAAACGAUACCAUCUUCUGAUGAUCUAACAACAUCAAAGAAUUUCCGAAAAUUACUCCCCAAACCAGAUCCUUUUCAGCAAUUUCAUUUACCUGCUCCAAAUGCUUCUCAAACAAAAACUGAAAAUCUUUGGAAUGAUAACAUUGUUGAAAUAAAAUGUCCCAUCUCACCGGGAGAUCUUGAUUAUUCAGCUUUAGAUGAUGAUAAUACAAUUGAGAGACUAGAUGAUGAAAUACUUCAGUCAAUUGAGAGAAUUGAUGAAGAAACACCUACGCCAAAACAGAAUAUUCAAAGUACAAAAAAGUCGUUGGAAGACGCUAAAGAAGAAUAUGAGUUUGCUAAGAAAAUGCUUGCUCUUGAAGAGCGACGAACUAUUGCCAUUGAGAAAGUUUUGGAAGAGCUGGUAAAAUCGAAUAGUAUUCGAGAGAGGAAGCUUAAAUUUAAUCAAAGCAAAUUGUUACAUCUUAAGACGAGGGCUAAACGAAAACAAUUUGUAAACAAAAAUUUAAGCUAAUUAAAUAAGUUUUUUUUAAUAAAUGACUGUAUGAUGAUAAAA
Molecule: messenger RNA, 1624 nt
Organism: Episyrphus balteatus (marmalade hoverfly)
Lineage: Eukaryota; Metazoa; Arthropoda; Insecta; Diptera; Syrphidae
Exons: 2
Coding region: 152-1582 (476 amino acids)
Source: RefSeq, a predicted model, not a curated record